ACUAACGCUGCGUGCUGUACAACAUGUCUCGUGGUGAAGGAGCUCAGCUUUUUAUCGGAAGACUUAGUAAACAAACCCGCCAACGUGACUUAGAAGAUAUUUUCACAGCUUAUGGUCGUUUGUCAAGAUGCGAUGUCAAAUAUGGCACUGGAAUGGCUUAUGCAUUUGUUGACUAUGAAGAUCGCAGGGAUGCUGAGGAUGCCAUCAAAUAUGAAAACGGAAGAGAAGUUUGUGGGCAAAGCAUCGUUGUAGAAUGGGCCAGAGGACCAAGACGGGGCUUCGUGCAGGCGGAAGAUGAAUGUUACAAGUGCCAUCGCUCUGGUCAUUGGGCCAGAGAUUGUCGUGAUCCAAGAUAUGCUGGUUUUGGGAGGACUAGUUUCCGGUCUCGUUCAAUAUCACCUUAUAGGAACAGACGUAGCAGAUCUCCUGGUGGUCGUGGUAGUGGUUAUCGUGGUGGCGGCAGCGGCGGCGGUGGAGGAUUUAGAAGAUCAUCCUACAGAAGUCGAAGCAGAAGUCGUGAGCGUGAAUCCAGGAAUGAUCGCUACAGAAGUCGAAGUCGUAGUAGAGACCGUAGAGACAGGGAUAGUCAUCAAAGAAGUCUGAGUAGAGAUCACAGAAGAAGCAGGAAUGGUCGUAACCGAAGUGAAAGUCCUAGUCAUAGUGUCAGUCCUAGAAUGCGAAGUUUAAGUCAUGAUGGUGGCAGUGGCAGCGCCCAUAGCCGUAGUAGGAGUCGGUAGAAACAUUCUUUCUAUUCUCAAUGUUUCUCACAAAGAUAUUGAUUUUAUUUCACCAAGAUGUUCUCUCAAAAUGCAAUAUUUGGAUUGGAUAUAUCUUUUCUAUUAUUACCAAGUAUCGUUUCUGAGAUUUCUUGAAAUAUUUCUAAUGAAUGCUACUAAUUGUGGGGAAGUCUACAUUUAUUGAUUGGGGAAAGGAUAUUUAAAACAAAUAUCAGGGAAAUAGUUUUAUUUUUGUGGAAAGAUGUUAGGGCAGGGAUGCACUUUGAUUCUUUGCGUCCAGUGUUUUGGAAAUAUUCCAAAAAUAUUUAAUUUUGUACUCAUAGUUUGUACAAUGCAGCUGUGUAAUGGUUGCCUAUUAACAUUAAGUUUUUAUUGGAAUAUAUAGUUUAAAUCAGGUAAUAUUUUAAGAGGAAGACUUCGUUUUUGUUAAUUUGCAUACUGCAUAAACUCGCAAUUUAUAUAUACUCAAAUGCUGUGUUGAGUUCGCAUAAUUGUUUACUGUAUUUGUAUUUUUCAAUAAUGUAAAAUUUAUUUGUAAACUCCAAGGGAUAUAAGGAGCUAAAAAAAACUGGAAACAAGUGCAGCCUCAUUAUAUAAGGUACACUUCAAAAAUGACUUAAAUAGUUUAUUUCCCAGUUGU
This is a messenger RNA of Saccoglossus kowalevskii, 1377 nucleotides long. RefSeq lists its product as uncharacterized. NCBI's taxonomy places the organism in Eukaryota, Metazoa, Hemichordata, Enteropneusta, Harrimaniidae. The record is from RefSeq and is a predicted model, not a curated record. Gene Ontology annotation, molecular function: zinc ion binding; RNA binding.